GGAAGGCUUAUAGCAGCUGCAAUGAUGUCAUCAGCAACGUCUGUAAUCUUCAAGCGCCGCCCUUCGUCCAUCCCGGCAUCUGGCUGUCGGCCCUUCGCAACAUCAGCAGCAGCGGCGAAUCUGCCGGCGCCGGGCUCAUGGCGAGUGUUCCGCAAGCGCUUCGAAGGCCGGUGGCUGCGCAUGAAGGCCCCCUACACCGUCAGCGGCCCGCCAGUGUGGAACCAGAACCAGCUGGGAUACAAGAGAAUGGCCCGCAAGUACCCCUACUUCAAGCAGAGAGCAUUCAGCCCGCUCUACAUCGUCACCGACUACAACCCUGCUAAGGGCGUCGUGAGCAACGAUGAGCUGAUUGUGUCGUAUACGCUUGACAGUGGGCGUGAGUUUCACCGUGUCAAGGAGGCGAUAGAGGGUGCUUUGCCGGGGGUGAUGGUGACCGGCGAGGGGCGGGAGAGCCGCGGGGGCGGUGCGGGGGUGUUUGAGGUGAGGCGGCGAAGAGAUGGGCAGGUGCUGUAUGCCUCGCAGUCCAUGAGUAAGUAGGCCGACAGACAGACGCGAACAUUUGGCACAUACGUGUUGUUGAUAACACUAUCUCUCUCUCUGUGCGUGUGUGUGUGUGUGUGCGUGUGUGCGUCAGCUGAGCUGGAUCCUUCAUCUGUGGUCAAGACCCUAGUGUCGCACUUCAGGCACACGCAGACAGCUACUGUGGCAUGACGUGGCGCCUCUCUUCACACGACGUGCUGUACUUGUGACGAUGUGGCAUGUGGGUGGCGGACAGCAGACAGAGAGAGAGAGAGAGAGAGAGACAGGUGCCUGAGUGGUUUUUCUGUCCCUGAGGUGUUGUAUAUGUACGCGAAUGGUGGACGGAUGUCAACGAGUGGAUAAAGGUCUUGUGACACACGCUCUAGCUGACU
This is a messenger RNA of Vitrella brassicaformis, 911 nucleotides long. Lineage: Eukaryota; Vitrellaceae. The record is from the annotation of a GenBank genome assembly.